GUGUUAUGAUUAUAAAUUAGUAUAUCAUUCAAUUGUUUAAUUAGUUCAUUACUUGGCAAAAUGCGUAAUGUCUUAGUCCUAUUGGCUGCAAGCUUAGCAGCUGUUGCAGCUGCGCCGAGAAACCCGCAAAGAAUAGUCGGCGGUUCAGUAACUACCAUCGAGCAGUAUCCAGAGAUUGUCGCUCUUUUAUUCUCCCAGUUUGGUAUCCUGUAUAGCCAAGCAUGCGGCGGCACUAUUCUCAACAACAGAUCCAUUCUGACUGCAGCUCACUGUCCAGCAGGCGACCGAGUUUCACGUUGGCGUGCGCGCAUUGGCUCCACUCGAUCCAACAGCGGUGGCAUAGUUUACAAUUUCAAUUCCUUCAUCAUACACCCUAAUUACAAUAGAAGAACUUUAGACAAUGACAUUGGUAUUAUGCGGACUUCUUCCCCAAUUGUUUAUAACGCUGGUGCUCGGCCUGGUUCCAUCGCAGGCCCUAACUAUGCGCUUGCUGACAACCAAAUAGUUUGGGCAGCUGGUUGGGGCGCUACUUCUUAUGGUGGUUCGUCAUCGGCACAACUGAGGCAUGUUCAGAUCUGGACUGUGAACCAGGCCACGUGUAGGUCUCGCUACGCCAGUAUUGGCCGUACCGUCACCGACAACAUGUUGUGCUCCGGCUGGCUCGACGUCGGCGGCCGCGAUCAGUGCCAGGGUGACUCCGGUGGCCCUCUCUACCACAACCGCGUGGUCGUCGGAGUAUGUUCUUGGGGAAGAAGAUGCGCUCUCGCCGAGUUCCCUGGCGUUAACGCUCGCGUCACACGUUUUAGCAAUUGGAUUCAAGUGAAUGCAUAAUUUUAUGUCCCAAUAAUAAAGUCUUUGAUUUGUUUAUUUUAUUUAAAUUUUAAAUCGAAAUAAAGUGUGAGUUAAACUAUAU
Molecule: messenger RNA, 913 nt
Organism: Manduca sexta (tobacco hornworm)
Lineage: Eukaryota; Metazoa; Arthropoda; Insecta; Lepidoptera; Sphingidae
Product: trypsin, alkaline C-like
Exons: 4
Coding region: 61-831 (256 amino acids)
Biological process (GO): proteolysis
Molecular function (GO): serine-type endopeptidase activity
Source: RefSeq, a predicted model, not a curated record